Messenger RNA from Coregonus clupeaformis (lake whitefish), 2081 nucleotides. Its product is annotated as mediator of RNA polymerase II transcription subunit 11-like. Gene Ontology annotation, cellular component: mediator complex. Gene Ontology annotation, biological process: regulation of transcription by RNA polymerase II. The transcript has 3 exons. The record is from RefSeq and is a predicted model, not a curated record. Lineage: Eukaryota; Metazoa; Chordata; Actinopteri; Salmoniformes; Salmonidae. Gene Ontology annotation, molecular function: transcription coregulator activity. Bases 167 to 511 code for a protein of 114 amino acids.
GCUGUUUGCUUUCCGUAGUGUGUGGUUUUGACAUGCAUGAGUUUGGUAGCAUUUUGGAUUAAUGCAUUGAGUUAACGUGAACAACCUGUUAGCUACGAUAGUGUGCCGUAGCCGCUUCUGGGAAUAUUCGUUUGUCUGCUUUUAUUACUCCCAGUGAGUGAAAGUGAUGGCGAAUGACCGACUGCGAGCUUUGGAGGAGGUUGAGAAUCAAGUUGCAACGAUUCUGCAGUGCGCCGGUAACAUCGUGUUGGAGCUGUCUAAAGACAAGCACAACGCCAGUUUCCUGGACAGACAGCUUAGUCAGUUUACUGUCUCGGUCAACAGAGUGGAGACUGAACUCAGCUCACAGAUCAAAUACCUCACACAGGUUGCCACAGGCCAGCCCCACGAAGGCUCCACAUACUCAGCUAGGAAGGACUGUCAGAUGGCCCUGAACAGAGCAGAGUACGCCAGGGUCAAACUGGGAGAGCUGGGACGCACCUGCGAAGUCAUGCUGGAUCCACAACCCUGAGAGAAAACACACACCAGAACGAUGGUCGGGAGAGCGCUGUAGGUGGACAUUUCCAUCGCUUGUUGUCACCGUAGUGUGUUAGCACCACCUGCUGAAGAGAGGUGGGGAAUGAAAUACUUUUUUUUUUUUUUUUUUUAUAUGAUAUUAGUCAGAAAAUGUAUCUGGCUAUGUUUUGUAUUAAAGUUUGUGUUUCAUUACAUUACCCUAUUUGUUUGAUAUAUUCAUUUAUAUUUUAUACACACAGACAGUACACACACUAACAAAUAAACAGACUGAGACCUGUUUUGUAUGUUAACUGUUUUUUAUUUUUUACAUUUUCUAAAAUGCAGUACAAAAUAAAGAAGCGACAUAUAUUCUCCAAUGUUUUUAAACAUUUUAUAAUCUUUUCCAUUUUUUUUCCCCAUUAUGAUUUUGUUCAAUUUUAUUGACUAAAAUAACAUAUUGCUUAUACAGUAUCUUGGUUUCCUUAACAAUAUACUUUGUCUUACUUUAUCUGUGAAUUAAUUACAUUAUCUGGUAGCAUUUAAGUAUAGUUCUCUAUGAAUCUCAAUUUUAGUAGUAGUAAUAGUUGUAGUAGCUUAAAAUUGUCCUUAAAAUAAAAUUCGGACUCAAUAGUUACACAAUAGUCUACAAACCAACAUGAUUCCGUGCGUUUCCAUGGAUACCUCAACUAAGGUGGAGGGGAACUAAAAGAGAAGAUCUUUGUUUUUAAAGGGGAAGUUCAGUAUUUUACUGAGUAUUCUAUGGGAAACUAAUCCAUGGUUAAGUUGUGAAAUACUGGACUCCCACUUUAAGUUUUUUGUUUUUCUCUACACUUGACUGGUUUACAGACCGACGAGGACAAUCACCAUUCAGAUUUACAAAGGAAAAGCUGGUAACACUACUACCUGAAGUGGUCUCUUGCAAAGUCUUAUAAUGCCUUAUAAACAUUCAUAGCAUCUUAUGAUGCAGUCAUAAAACAUGAUGUAGCUGUAUAUUAAAGCAGGCACAAGAGGCCCCCUUAGCUGUGACAUUAUCAAUAUAUGACAGGCUUUCAUGCCUUAUUUCUUUUACACAGUUUCAUCAUCCUUUAUGGCUGUUUAUAAGGGUGCUAUGAAGGUUCAUAAGGCAUUAUACCGCUUCAUAAGAGGCCACUUUAAAUACAAAAAAGCUCAUUGUAACAUUUACAUGGUCCCUAAGAGAGUUUCUGGAGGCUCUAAAAGUUCUAUAUCACUAAAUUGUUCAUAUUGUUUUAAGACAUUGCAUUUUUAGAAUGCCAUGCGUCGAUCCAUUCAUAACAUGAACAGAGUAUGAGAUUUAUUACCUUCUUAUGAACCUUUAUAACCUAACUGUGAAGCGUCAUGAUUAGUGUGUUGUGACUGACAUCAUCACACCCAUAUAAAUAUAAUUACUACAAGGGAAAUAAACAUGACUUGAAUGGGGAUGUCAAUUCUAGAAAUUAUAUUUCUAUGAUUAAACCCUGUUUACAACCUCAGCCUAUGACGUCAUCCUCUGGGAGUUAGUAACAGUAUGGUGGAUUCAAAGGGGUAAAAACCAACUAAUGUGCAACAUUGUUCGUUAACGUGACCAU